AUGGUCCACGUGACUAAAACACUUCUCUUUGGUUACCUGCAAUGCGCGAUUACUAUCAACAUCCUGACAGCUGUUUAUCACGUCACCUACUACACGCGUUUCAUCAUGGACAAUGCUGCUAUCACACCCGGCAAACCAGAUGUUACAUACGAUGAAGACGAUGGUUACUCAACAACACAACCCCAUUCCUCCUCCCCCGGAAAGACCGCUGCUUUCAAACAUGUUGAAAGCGACGAAGAUUAUAUUGACAAUGUUUCUGAUGUGAACAGCACUGAAAGUGACGAUGACGAGGCGACGAUUGUUACGGCCGAAAGUGAAACUCAUAAAAACGCGCCUUUGAUUAAGGGCUCUUAUGACGUCUGUAAGAUCACUUGGAAGGAUACUCAUGGGGGACGGAAACGAGUGAAAGAAGUUCAACAGACCUACCUCAAUGUAUACGUGAACACCUCAGCCAAUACAGCAAUGUUCUCGCUUUCUACAUACGUUACCCUCAAAGGCAGCAGGCGCAAAAGCAAUAAGCAACGCAUCUAUUUGCUCAUGCCUCCCGAGCGGAUUCACGCCAUAACUGUGUUCUCUAAUAGGCGAUCCACUGUGUCGGGCUUCCCCAUUUCUAAUAAUCAUGCACUGCAUUUCUCCUUGACACAAGGGCCUGAUUGUGUCGGUCCUGAAGAUCGCCAUAUAGCUUCCAAACGUACAACACAAGAGCAGCUGGCUUUCAUGCAACAUCUUUCCAUGGCUACCCAGCUUACUUUUUAUCUUGCCAGUUCUGAUACUGUCACACGAGGACGGCAAGACUUUGAGCGACUUGCGACCAUAUUUUCCCUCAAGAAUACCAAAAAUCGACCACGCAAGGAUAAAAAGGUUGGGAAUCUCGCCACGCUGUAUGCUGGUAAGGGAGGCAAGGUCAUUAGUGAGAAUGAUGAUGUUGUGCAUGCUGGAGCAAGCCCACCAAGCCCACCACCAUAUACCAGCGCCGUUCUCCGUUCUCCAUUGGCACGUUCAAAAAAACGCAGACUCGACCCCAGCGAACGCCCCGAACUCGAUAUUAAUGAUGAGAGCCCUCUAAUGCUAAUGUCUUUACUUCGUGGCAUUCAUACUCGCCUUGAUGAUAUCGAAAAACAAUUCAAAACUCGCCUUGAUGAUAUUGAAAACCAAUCCAACACUCGCCAUAAUGAUCUAAAAAACCAACUGGAAACUCGCCUUGAUGGCAUUGAAAAUCAAUUGGAAGCUCGCUUGAACUCGUUACAGGAGUCUAUUGGACAGAUCAAAAAUACAGAGGAGAACCCAGGUACUGUUUAUACCCCGUGUCGGUAUGAUUCAACAGAGAGGGACUUUCUUCUGCAAGCGGUAGAUGAAAGGUAUGAAGAGCAUUUUGACGCGUUUCAGGUAAAGUCUUACGAGGCAAAUGAGGACCUGGAAAAAGAACGUGAUGAUGGGGUAACUGCAAUUAGAGAAGAGGUUAAAGAGGCUACAUCGGAUCUUCACGACACAGUAGCGUCUUUUCGGGAGGUGUUGCAAAAUGCAAGCGAUGCUCUUAAACAAUUUUCCUAA
Messenger RNA from Trichoderma aggressivum f. europaeum, 1551 nucleotides. RefSeq lists its product as uncharacterized. Lineage: Eukaryota; Fungi; Ascomycota; Sordariomycetes; Hypocreales; Hypocreaceae. Bases 1 to 1551 code for a protein of 516 amino acids. The record is from RefSeq and is a predicted model, not a curated record. The transcript is spliced from 3 exons.